Plasmodium gallinaceum is the source of this 3147-nucleotide messenger RNA. It is a transcript of the gene VPS52, whose product is annotated as vacuolar protein sorting-associated protein 52, putative. NCBI's taxonomy places the organism in Eukaryota, Apicomplexa, Aconoidasida, Haemosporida, Plasmodiidae. Gene Ontology annotation, cellular component: GARP complex. Gene Ontology annotation, biological process: Golgi to vacuole transport; retrograde transport, endosome to Golgi; endocytic recycling. Gene Ontology annotation, molecular function: syntaxin binding. The transcript has a single exon. The record is from RefSeq and is a predicted model, not a curated record. The coding region runs from base 1 to 3147 and encodes 1048 amino acids.
AUGGAAUAUGAACGAGUAUCUUCAUUAAUUGAAAAAUUUAAAAAUGAUAAAUAUAUAUUAAAAGCAUAUAAUAAAAUAUAUGAUUAUAAUAAUUGUAAAAUAUAUAGAAGUGUAAAAAUAGAAGAUAUAGAAAAUGAAAAAUAUAAUAAAGAAACAAAAUAUAGUAUACUUAAAAGUAUGCCUAUACAAAAAGAAGACAUAUGUGAUGAUGAAGAAGAUAAGUUAAAGAAUAUUAUUGAAAUUAUAAAUCAAACAUUAUAUAUUUAUACAAAUGAAACAUUAGAUAAAUUUAGUGAAAAUAGUAAAGAACUUGUUGAUAUAUAUAAUCAUAUUGAUAAUUGUAAUAACAUAUGUCUUGAUAUAGAUGAAAUAUUAAAUAAACAUAAAUCUGAUAUAAAAUUUAUUUCUGAUAAUAUUAAUAAUAUUCAAGAAUUAACUGAAAAUAUGAAUGAUAAAUUAAAUAAUAGAAAAUUAACAUUAGAAUUAUUAAAUACAUAUAUUAAAAUUAUUUUGAUUACACCUAAAUUAAUAUAUGAUAUAUGCAAUGGAGAAAUUAAUGAAAAUUUUAUAAAAAAUAUAAACAUUUUAACAAAAAAAAUAGAAAAUUGUAAACAUUGUUUAUAUGAUUCUUAUCCAAGUAUUAAAUUUUCCUACAUAGAAUUAGAAAAGUUAAAAAAUAAAGCCGUUGAUAGAAUAUAUAUUUUUUUUUUAUAUAAAAUUAAUGAUAUAAAAAAUAAAAAAAUUAAUAUUCAUUUAAUUCAACAAAACUUAAUUAAAUUUCACGAAUUGAAUACUUUUUUAUAUAAUAAUAACAGAAAUGUUUAUAACUAUUUAAUAAAGGAAUACAUAGCUGUUAUUAAUAGAACUUAUCAUAAUUUAUUUAAGAAUUACAUUGGAGAUUUAGAAAAAAAAAAAAUAGAAUUUGUCAAUAUAUUUACUAUAGGAUUUUUAAGUUAUUAUAAAAAUGAUAAUAAUGUAACUUUACUAUCAGCAAAAAAUAAAAUGAUGAAUAUUCUUGGUUUUAAUAUAAAUAACCAUAAUAAUAAGAAUGAUAAAAAAGAAAAUAUAUUUUUAUUAAAUAAUAGAGAAAAAAUAUUAAGUGGUUUAGAUAAAAAUUAUAAUGUAAAUUCUGAGAAAUCAGAUUUGCCUGUUAUAUUUACAACAGAUAAUUCUCAAUAUUAUUUUGAAGAAAUUUAUAAAUCUAUUAAUAAAUUAUUUUUAGAUACAGGAACAGCUGAGUAUUUAUUUAUUUCAAAAUUUUUUAAAAAUUAUGAAAAUCACGAUUUUUUGUUUAUAGAAAUAUAUUCCAAAACAAUAACUUUAUGUUUUGAUUUUAUUUAUUAUUAUAUGAAUGACACUUUUGAUUUCAUUUCUCUUUUUUGCAUUUAUAUGAUUAAUUUACAAAAUGGAUAUAUAAUUAGAAAUAGACAUAUAUUUUCAUUGUAUGAAUUCAUUGAUAAAAUACAAAAUUUAAUAUGGAAAAGAAUACAUUUUAUCAUUGAUCAAAAUAUUAAGUCAUUAAAUUAUAAGAAUAAUAAUAUGAAUGAUUUAGCAAAAAAUUCUAAUAAAAAUACCAUUUAUAAUUUAAUUUACUCUAAUAAUAUUAAUAAUGAAAAUAAAAACUAUAACAACACAAGUGUAAAUUUUGAUACAAGUAAUAAUUCCCCUUCUAAUGUUCGGUUAAAUAAUGAUAUAGAAGAAAAAGAAAAAAAUAAUAUGCAAAAUUUUCAUGAAGUUAAUGAAACAAUAAAAAAUAAUUUUACCAAUUCAUUAAAUGAUAUAGAAAAAAAUCAAAUAAAUAAUUCUUCCACUUUUAUUAAAACUCAAACACAUUGUAUUACUAAGAGAUUUUCUGAUUUUUAUUGCUCAUUUGUUAUAUUGAGUGAUUUAUGUUUUAAGUAUGAGAAAUAUUACAUCGAAAUAUAUUGUGAAAAGAAGGAUGAUUUUAAUAAAAUAAGUAAAGAUAAUGAAAAUGUAUUAAAUUUAAAAAAAAAAAAAAAAAAAAAUGUACACAAAAUUUUUUUAAAUAUUCAUGAAAAUAUAUCAAAUAAAAAUGAAAAUUCUUCACAUUGUGAAAGUCAAAUAAAUGAAGCGAAAGAUGAAAAAAAAUAUAAUGAGAAAGAAGGUAAUGAAAAAAUUGAUGAUAAUAUAGGAAAAAGAGACAUGACAAACUUGAGAAAAAAUAAAUUCAUUGAAAAUUGUUUAAAUAAUGAUAAUAAUACAAACGGUAUCAAUGAUGGUAUACCUGUUGUUAAUUAUUCGAAAGACAAUAUUGAUAAAUUAUCAACUCCUAAACAUUCAAAACCUGAUGAUUUGAUUGAUAAUAAUAACGUAAAAAUUGAAUGUAAUCCAAAAAUUAGUGACAUUUCUAAUAAUAAUAGCAAAAAAAGUAUAACUGAAAAUACUAUAAACGAUGUACUUAUAAAAAAAUCUAAUGAAUUUAAAAAUAAUUCAUUUUUUUUAAAAGAAAUAGACAAUAAAACUUCAGAAGUAACAAAUUGUGAAUAUCAUAAAAAUAAAAUUGAUAUUGUAUCAAAAUAUAAGAAUUUACGUAAUUUUGUAUUAAAACUAGAAGAAUCCAUUGUAGACACAUUACUUAACUUAAGUAAAGAAUUUUCAUUAAUAAAAGAUAAAUUAUUGUUUUUGAUUAAUAAUUAUUAUCAUAUUAUAUCUGUAUUAAAAGAACAUGAAAUAAACGAAGAAAAAAUUAUAAAGUUUGAGAAGUUAUUAGAAAAAGAAAUAUCUGUAUAUGUUGAUCAUCAGUUAAAUGAGUAUAUUAAGGAUAUAAUACAAUUUGUAAAUAAACAUGAAAAAAUAGUAAGUAAUCUAAAGGAAAAUGAAAAUGACAUAAUAUCAUAUAUUGAUAUUAAAACAUUGGAAAGUAUAGCUGUUAAUUUUAGUAAAGAAUGGAGAAAUUUACUAAAGGAAAUAAAAAAAAAUGUUAUUCAUUCCUUUACAAACUUUGAUAAUUCCUUAAAUAUAUUGAAAUUGUUAAGCACGCAAAUUCUUUUAUAUUAUACAAGAUAUCACCAGUUGAUAAAGAAAGCUUUUUCUAAUUCACAAAUACCAAUUUAUAUUCAUAAUUUACCAUCUGUUGAUAUAGUUCUAACACAAAUUAAGAAAAAUUCCAAAAGUUUUGACUCAUAA